Molecule: messenger RNA, 2676 nt
Organism: Aspergillus heteromorphus CBS 117.55
Lineage: Eukaryota; Fungi; Ascomycota; Eurotiomycetes; Eurotiales; Aspergillaceae
Product: putative chitin synthase activator (Chs3)
Exons: 5
Coding region: 111-2525 (804 amino acids)
Molecular function (GO): protein binding
Source: RefSeq, a predicted model, not a curated record
UUUUUAUAAAACACAGGUCACAUAAAAACAAAAAAGCAGGGGGUGAGUAAAGUGGAAACAAAUUAACGAGGAAAAAGCAAUCUUACCAAUAGCGGAGAAUCACGCCGACAAUGAAUAGGCCACCACAAGGUCGUGGUCAGCCACGGCUGGGCGCUACCUGGUAUCCAGGGGGCCAGGACGAUUUCUACAUGCCAGAAGUCAUAUCCCCCUCUCCCCAAAGGGUCAUGCCAGAAGUUCCGGAGAACAUGCAGGACAAUAUUGCUCACCUCGAACACGAGGCCCGGAAUCCCCAUCACAACCACCACUAUGACCGCUCGCGCUUCCCUGAGCGAACUUCCUCCGCCACCACUCAGGGACAACCUUCCCCAACCGCCUACGAACCCCCUCAUUUUGAGCAAUCCACGGCUUAUGACGCUACCAUGGAUGCCCCGAACUUUUCGCCAUUUCCUGUCCUGCGCAACCCCCCACCCAAUGUACCUCCUACUGAUGAGCAGAGGGAAGUCAAUUUGGAGCGGGCCCGGAUGGCGGUGCUCUCAUCCAACGACCCGGAUAUGCAGCUGGCUUGGGCCCAGGAUGCCCUCGCCUAUGUCGAGGUUGCUAUGCAGAACGAAGCCCGUCUGUCUUUGAUACAGCCCCCGCGCCCUCAGACUCCUCAGGUGGAGCGGCAGUUGAAGCUUGAUGCAAUGAACAUCGUCAAUUUCCUAGCGGAGCAAUAUCACCCCAAGGCUGAGUUUAUUAAGGGCAUGUGGCUGGAAUUCGGCAAGUUUGGAUACCGUGUGGAUAAGAAGGAAGCAUUCCGAGCCUACUCGAGGGCUGCAGAGAAAGGGUAUGCCAGAGCUGAGUACCGCAUCGGCAUGCAGUUUGAGAGUUCGGGAGAGCCGGAGAAGGCUAUCAGACACUACGAGAAGGGUGUUGCCCUAGCAGACUCGGCUUCUUUCUACCGCCUGGGGAUGAUGAUUCUUCUUGGCCAGCACGGACAGCGCCAGGAUUACCAAAUGGGGCUCAACUACAUCAGCCUCGCAGCGCAAUCCUGUGACGAAAAUGCACCUCAGGGGGCAUAUGUCUAUGGAAUGCUUUUGGCGCGAGAGCUGCCCCAAGUGAAUGUCCCCGAGAACUAUCUUCCACUUGAUCUCAACGCAGCUCGUGUUAAUAUCGAAAAAGCUGCUUACCACGGCUUCGCGAAGGCUCAAGUUAAAAUCGGUGCCGCCUACGAACUGUGCCAACUUGGCUGCGACUUUAACCCCGCUUUGUCCUUGCACUAUAAUGCGUUGGCUGCGCGUCAAGGUGAACCAGAAGCGGAAAUGGCUAUCAGCAAAUGGUUCCUGUGCGGUCAUGAAGGAGUCUUCGAGAAAAAUGAUGGGUUUGCGUUCACUUACGCUCAACGUGCAGCUCAAAGCGGGUUCCCUACCGCCGAGUUCGCCCUGGGAUACUUCUAUGAAGUCGGAAUAUUUGUUCCGGUAGACAUCAAAGAGGCUCGAAGCUGGUAUGCCAAGGCUGCAGCGAACGGAAAUAAGGACGCGACCGGUCGGAUUGACAGCAUCUCCCGGUCCAAGACUCUGUCCAGGAAGGAUCAUGAACAAGUUGCGAUUGCCCGGAUCAAGUCACGUUAUGGGUCCCAUCAGCGAGGGAGCACGAUGAAACCUACUCCCGAGAACCUCGAAAUGCCCGAUCCGUCCAGGAUGACUUUAUCCGACAAUCCACCAUCGUCUGCUGCGCCCUACCCUGAUAGACCAGCAUCUCGUGCCCGGCCUGUGUAUCCCCCUGGGUAUUCGAUGCCCGACCCUCGGCCGAGCUCUGCAUUUGGGAUCAAUCCCAACAUUCGCUCAAACGCGCCCAACUACAACCGCGCCGCAUCGUAUGGACCCAGUGCCAUGGGGUACCGCUCACCGGGCCCUGGUACGCCAUCCACUACCAGCCCGUCAAGCCCAGCGUCCGCAGCACCAAAGGUCGACAUUGGCUACUCGGCACCGCUUGAGAACCCCAACCCGGAUGCCCGGAGACGUCCCCAGCGGCUGGACAAUAUGCCUCCAGAGCGUAGGCCCGUGAGAGGGCCUGUUUCCCCUCACUCCCAAGGUGGCCAGACAGGUUCUCCUAGGCCCCCAGCCUCACCUUCCACAUCGAUGCCCCCCCGCGUACUGAAUCCAUGGCGCCUUCAGGGGCCCCCUCAAUGUCCAACCCCCCUUCAUCUACAUCGACGCCCAAGCCCCCUCCCUCGAACUCGACACCCAAACCUCCUCCCACCGCAUCGACCUCGGCCAGCCAAAAGCCUGCAGCGCCAUCCAAGCCGCAUGGCAAUCUGCCGGGCAAGGGUCCUAAGACGUUCGAAGAAAUGGGGGUACCGGCUGUCCAGAAAGACAGUGAUUGCAUUGUCAUGUGAUACCCAAGGAGAUCCUUCUCUGGUCGUUAUUCAUUUGUGCCAUAUUGGACUAGUGCGGGGCCGAGCAUUUUCUUUCCUGUUAUUGCUCUUGUUCUUUCCUUUUCUUUUCUACCUGUUCAUCGGCUACCUAUGUCUCGCUGUCGUUUGAAUAUCCAACCUGCGAUUUGAUGUGAUGUUUUGUUCCCGAAAUAUCAUGAGCUUUGUGCCCCGGCGUGUAAACGCCCCGCUCUCUGUUCUCUUCUCAUCUUCCCCUCACCCCCUCCUUCUCCCCCCUUAUCCGCAUAUCUAUUCAGCCCCCC